Molecule: messenger RNA, 812 nt
Organism: Pieris napi
Lineage: Eukaryota; Metazoa; Arthropoda; Insecta; Lepidoptera; Pieridae
Product: mitochondrial import inner membrane translocase subunit Tim29
Exons: 1
Coding region: 169-735 (188 amino acids)
Biological process (GO): protein insertion into mitochondrial inner membrane
Cellular component (GO): TIM22 mitochondrial import inner membrane insertion complex
Source: RefSeq, a predicted model, not a curated record
AUUAAAAAAUUUGGUGACAGCAGACAGAAUCUUCUCAGGUAGUAAAGUAAAACACUGUAAUAUAUUAUUUAAUUUUUCAAUAUUUAUGUAAACAAAUAGCAUGCCUUUUUGAAUUAUAUUGAUGAACAGAACUUAAUAUAAUUCAAUAUAUAUAUUAGUGUCCCUAAAAUGUUAAGAACACUUAAGAAAACUCCUGGCUUGGUUACUAACCUGCAAAAUCGGCUAGUAUUUCCAGAAAAACUGAAAGGUACUAUAAUAGAGAAAUUGGCAAAUUACUGGAAGAAUUUAUUUAUCGAUUAUAAACAAAUGUUACAAGAUUUACGGACAGAUAUUCAAGAUGAUCCACGGAAGGCACUAAAGUGGUGCACUGGCUUAACUACGCUUUAUUUUUUGGCUAAAAACAAUCCUACAGAGACAGAUUAUAAAGAUAAAGCGAAAAGUAUUACAAAUGAAGUAAUUUUAGUAAGUGAAGACUGCAGAAAUACAAAAUCAAUAGACCACCUGAGAAACAUUCAACAAAGUUAUAAUGAAGGAGUAUUACAUUAUGUAAGUUUCGGUAUUGUCUCCUUUAUGUAUACCACAGAUUUAAAUGAUGGGUGUGAUUUGUAUAAAGCGCACUGCUCUUAUUUACAACCCAAAUAUACCUCAAUUUUGUCAAAAAUAUCUGAUGUUGGUAUUAUGGGUAGAUGGUGGAAUAUUUUCAUUAAAACAACAAACUUUGAUGUUAAAGAUUAGAUGUUAUAGCUGUUGUGUUUAUGAUAGCAAAGAUUAGGAUAUAUAAAAAAAACUGCAAUAAAAGAUGUUUUAUUUUU